AUGGCUCCAGGAAGCUACAAAUUGGCAGAAGUACUGGUUGUUGCUCAAACGCAUCCUUUUUACAACAAGCAAAUUUCGUACCCUCCCAACUCAGCUACAAUAUCGAGGUAUCAGGAGCUGGCCAUUGAUCAUAAAAAAGAUUUCGACUUUCAGCGGCAGCCAUUGCUUGAUAAGAAGACACUAUACAACACAAUCGCACGACUCACACAUGAUGUUAAUCCGCAGAAUACAUAUCGACAAGCCUCAUAUAUGAGCAUAACUGGCGGUGGCUCUGGCGGGGUACCUAUGAUGUUUGCCGUGGAUGUUCAUGAGAAUCGUCGACAGCGAGCUCAGAUGGGAGGAUUCCUCAGAUUGUGCGGCGUCAUUCAUCCCGCAGAUGUGGUGUUAUCCACUCAUUUCUCGGGAGGAUUCUAUAGGUCACUCGAUCUCACGACAGAAAUCAUGGAAAAUGCGGGGGCGACUGUCUUCAGUGCCGGAAGUUAUAUGCCGCAUAUUGAAGUUGUCAUGGCUCUGGCCAAUUAUCAUGUAAACGUUCUAACUGGCGAUGGGAGUCAGGUUAUUCAGAUCGUUCAUCAGAUAUCUAAGCUGUCUCAGGAGGAUCGCAAGCGCAUUGUUUUGAAUAAGAUCAUCUACACCUCGGAACCUCUCACUUGUCCUCAACGAGUAUUCAUCAAGACCAUUAUAAGUGAUGUUAGGAUAUAUUCCAUUAUGGGUAGUGCUGAGGCAGGCCCUUGGGCAAUCAGCAGUCCCGAUCUGAUUGGGGAGCAAAAUCUUGCUGGCCACAGCACCGACUUCAUUUUUGACACGAGAAGCAUGAUGAUUGAGAUAUUUUCCUCAUCCGUCCUGGAUGGUGCAACUUCGCCCGACUCUCAAUUGCUUUCUGAAGGGGAAACGGGCCUUAUGGUGCAGACCUCACUUCAAAGGCUGCGAAAUCCAUUGGUACGAUACAUUUCUGGUGACGUUGGGUCCAUUCAUCCACUUCCGGAAACCGCUUAUGCAGUGAUCCCUGAAGCGGAUCAGAAGCAUCUUCGAGUGUUACGCAUGCAUGGACGUGAUCAUCGCUUCAGCUUCAAAUGGUACGCUGUUUAUUUUGAGUUCUCGAAGAUUGACACCUUCAUGCAGGAAACGCAAUUUGGCAUCUUGCAAUGGCAAAUAAUUUUGGAUCGACUUAUCGACACACCACAGUCAACCUUGGAAAUUCGCUUGCUGCGAUCGCCUCCACGAGAUGGAGUUGUGUCUGAUGAAGCUCUCAGGAAAUUUCUGGAAUCCUUUUUUGUCGUGUUACCAGAGAAUGAACACCUGGUACAAAUCCUGUUCAUAGACAGUCUGGAAGGCUUUGAGCGAAGCGGUACCUCCGGAAAGGUUAUUAAAUUUGUUGAUCGGUGGAAUUGA
Messenger RNA from Sclerotinia borealis F-4128, 1392 nucleotides. The record is from the annotation of a GenBank genome assembly. Lineage: Eukaryota; Fungi; Ascomycota; Leotiomycetes; Helotiales; Sclerotiniaceae.